Messenger RNA from Solenopsis invicta (red fire ant), 1916 nucleotides. RefSeq names its product alanine--glyoxylate aminotransferase 2-like. Bases 247 to 1701 code for a protein of 484 amino acids. Gene Ontology annotation, molecular function: transaminase activity; pyridoxal phosphate binding. The record is from RefSeq and is a predicted model, not a curated record. NCBI's taxonomy places the organism in Eukaryota, Metazoa, Arthropoda, Insecta, Hymenoptera, Formicidae. Gene Ontology annotation, cellular component: mitochondrion. The transcript is spliced from 9 exons.
GGGGGAGGUGAAGUGUUGAUAGUGGAGGGAGAGCCAUUGGUCCGACACGCGUGCGCAUCCCCGUAUUUUUUUACCCCCGCCGACCAGCUCUUCCCUCUAUAUAUGACGUAUACAGGUUGCAGUAUACUGCUUUCGCUUGCAAUCGCAGUAAUCGAAUAGGAAUUCCUGGGCUACGUUAGAUCACCGUUGUUGACCACGAGUUCAGAUUACAACCAGUGUGUGAGAAGUUCCACCAAAGGCUCUACUAUGGCGGAAUCUUUAGAGCAGAUGCCGAAAUCUGAUACUAUAAGGCUUCGUGAUCGUCACAUUGGACAAUCGUGCAAGUUAUUUUACAAGUCGAAUCCACUAAAAAUAGUGAGGGCCGAAGGACAAUACAUGUACGAUGAGAAGAACAACCGAUACUUGGACUGCAUAAAUAAUGUCGCGCAUGUUGGGCACUGCCAUCCGGAUGUCGUGCGAGCCGGACAGGAACAGAUGGCCUUACUGUCCACGAACAAUCGUUUCCUUCACGAUAACCUGGUGAUAUGCGCGAGUCGACUGGCCUCGCUUCUGCCGGAGCCGCUGUCCGUUUGCUUCCUGGUGAACUCCGGCAGCGAAGCUAACGAUCUUGCUCUUCGUCUCGCUCAGACGCACACGAAGAACAAGGAUGUCAUCACGCUGGAUCACGCUUAUCACGGACAUUUGACCACGACAAUCGAUAUCUCGCCGUACAAAUUCAAGAAGCCUAACGGCACCGGCAAGAAGGAUUGGGUGCACGUGGCUCCUUGUCCGGACGUGUAUCGCGGAAAAUAUCGCGCCAUCGACUACGCCGACGAGGAUCUAGGAGUUAAAUACGCCGAGGAUGUAAAGCAAAUCUGCAAAGACAUCAAGGCUGAAGGACGUGGAGUUUGCGCCUACAUCGCGGAAAGUCUUAUAUCGGUCGGCGGACAGAUUUUGCCACCACAGAAUUAUUUCAAAAAUGUAUACAGACACGUACGCGAAGCGGGAGGAGUCUGUAUUGCGGAUGAGGUUCAAGUCGGUUUCGGAAGAGUCGGCACUCACAUGUGGGCCUUUCAAUUGUACGGCGAGGACGUUGUGCCGGAUAUAGUCACGAUGGGCAAACCCAUGGGCAACGGCCAUCCCGUUGCGGCCGUCAUUACAACGCCAGAAAUCGCGGGCAGUUUCCGCGAUACUGGAAUCGAAUACUUCAAUACGUACGGGGGCAAUCCCGUGUCCUGCGCGGUGGCGAACGCGGUGAUGGAGGUCAUAGAACGUGAGGGCCUUCAGGAGAACGCCUUGAAAGUCGGCAAUCAUCUGAUGGCAGAACUGAAGAAAUUAGCGAAACGACGGAAGAUCAUCGGCGACUUGCGCGGCGCUGGAUUGUUCGUAGGCAUCGAAUUGGUGCGCGAUAGAAUUAAGAGGAUACCAGCGACAGCGGAGGCGAAGCACGUGGUAUCCAGGAUGAAGGACAAGAAGAUUCUCGUCAGCAGCGACGGGCCUGACAACAACGUUUUAAAACUAAAGCCGCCCAUGGUAUUCACACUCGAGAAUGCUAAUCAUUUCGUUUCCGUUCUCGAUGAAGUGCUCGAAGAAGUUGAUAUCGAUUUCGAGGAGGAACCGGAAACUACUACAACCAUCAUCAAAGCAACAAUCUCGUCGAUAGAAGUCGACAGAAACACUUCAAUUAACAAUGGAAAUUCACUAUUUGUUCACGCCAAUUAAUAUUUUGUAUAAAUAUUACAAGUGUUAAAUUUAAGACAAUUUUAUGUAAAAAAAGUAUUAUUAUUUUUAAGAUAAAUGUUACUUCUUAUUAUGACAUAUUUUUAUAUAAUUUUAUCGGAAAUAUACGUAAAUAAAGAUUAAGAUUAUUUUUAGUAAAGUAAGAUAAUGCUAUACUAAGAUAUUAUAAGACAUAAAUCAAUGCAUUUUUACACAAA